Messenger RNA from Acanthosepion pharaonis, 486 nucleotides. The record is from the annotation of a GenBank genome assembly. NCBI's taxonomy places the organism in Eukaryota, Metazoa, Mollusca, Cephalopoda, Sepiida, Sepiidae.
AUGGAUCAAGACCUCUCCCUGAUGAAACAGUUGCUUAUUUUAAAUGAAGCCAUCGAAGACCUGAAAGUGCAGCGUGGAUAUUUAUCCAGUCGCGGAUCACUUCCCUCAAGCUCUUGCGAUCUCAGCGAAAGCCAGUGGUCAGUGUCCGAAACGGAGAUGUUUGAGUCGGAAAACGAACUGACCAAUAAAUACCCUUCUCCGUCCACCUUAUCGUUGAACAAUGAAGACAAAACCAAAAUAACCAGCGACUUCGACGACAUCAUCAACGAGGCCAAUGAAAAGUUGUGCAUCACCAAGAAACUUUUCGACAAGAAGUCCACGCCUUCUUCCCAAGUCACCGGCGACAAGAAGAACAAUGCCAUCCUGGACAACAACAAGAACAUAUUUGUUGAAAACGAUUUCAACGCUUCGAAACGGGCCAGACACGAAGAGCAGAAUUCUUUCGAUUCGGGGAUCCACGAACCCCAUUACGUUGAUUCGGUCUAA